AUGCGUUCACAGGGUCAACCUCAACGUAGGAACCAACAACAAUCUUGUUAUCAUUGUGGUAAACCUAGACAUUUGAAGAAGUUCUGUCCACAGAAAGCGGGAGUUUUGGAGAUGACAGGGUCUAGGCAGUCAGGGGGCCCACAGAUGAGGGAGCAGAUAUCGCAGGGAAGGGUGUAUGCAGUUACUGCUUCUGAGCAAGCUACGGGGUCAUUAGUUGUACGAGGUACAUUUCUCAUCUUCAAUACAUGGGCUAAGGUGUUAAUAGAUACUGGGGCUUCGCAUUCUUUUAUUACCAAGUCAUUUGCAUCAUUGUUGGGAUUAGAGAAUAGACAACAACAGGCCCCACUCACAGUAGAAUCACCAGUAAGGGGAAAGGUCAAUCUGACCCGAGAAUGUCAGGGGUGUGUAAUUGAGGUAGCAGGUCGACAACCCCCUUUUAACUUCGUAAUGUUGGAAAUGGCAGGUUUUGAUGUGAUUCUCGGGAUGGAUUGGUUGUUCGUGUACCGGGCGAUAAUAGAUUGUUACCGGGGGAGGGUCACAGUGUGUACUGUAAGUGGUGAUCGUUUUACGUUAUUAAGGGAUAAGUAUGAUAGAUUCUUACCCUCGUCAUACUAUCCUUAUGGCCGAGAUCAAAUUAAUUUUCUUUUAGCAAGCCUUUGGGAAGAUGGAAAUGAUGUAGUCUGGAAUGAAUUCCCAAAAAUAGUGUGUGAAUAUCCCUAUGUCUUUCCUGAAGAUCUCAUAGAGUUACCGCCUCAUAGGGAGGUAGAGAUCACCAUAGACUUGCUUCCGGGCACGACACCUAUCUCACUGCCACUAUAUAGGUUUGCUCCAGCUGAAUUAAUGGUUCUGAAAGAACAGUUGCAGAAGUUACUUAAUAAGGGCUUUAUACGCCCCAGCACGUCGCCUUGGGGAGCCUCAGCUUCGCAAAGAAGAAGGAUGGGUCCUUAA
This is a messenger RNA of Camellia sinensis, 948 nucleotides long. The record is from RefSeq and is a predicted model, not a curated record. NCBI's taxonomy places the organism in Eukaryota, Viridiplantae, Streptophyta, Magnoliopsida, Ericales, Theaceae.